This is a messenger RNA of Nycticebus coucang (slow loris), 2294 nucleotides long. RefSeq names its product MID1 interacting protein 1 (gene MID1IP1). NCBI's taxonomy places the organism in Eukaryota, Metazoa, Chordata, Mammalia, Primates, Lorisidae. The transcript is spliced from 2 exons. Gene Ontology annotation, cellular component: cytosol. The coding region runs from base 821 to 1375 and encodes 184 amino acids. The record is from RefSeq and is a predicted model, not a curated record. Gene Ontology annotation, biological process: regulation of lipid biosynthetic process.
UGCAACCGGGGCACGUGCAUUCCGGUCACCCCACCCCGGGAGCGCGCGCAAGGCACACCCAGCCCCCGCCCGCCAGCCUGUCUGGACGCCCGCGGCUGCUUUACUCGCGCAGUGCCAGUUCCUCCCCCCCCCCGCCGGUCAGCUUAGGGCUUUGGUGCUGGCGGGGUGCGGCAGCUCCAUCCCUCCUCAGUCUUGCCCUGCCCUGGCCUGCCCCGGCGCCCUCCCUCAGCACGGGUAUCAGGCGAGAGGCGGAGCUGGCCCGGCGCGCCCCGCCCCCGCUGUAGAAAGGGCCGGGCAAGUGUUACUCGCGGUCAUCCCGGCUCAGGCCUUUUAUCUGGGUGCUGCCGGGGAGAGGCGGGAGGAGGAGACACCGGGGGUGGCCCUGGGCGCCGGCGACACCUUUCCUGGACUAUAAAUUGAGCACCUGGGAUGGGUAAGGGGCCAACGCAGCCACCGCCGCCCGCAGACACAGUCCGGCCACAGACCGCAACAGCGCCCUUGGGCAGCAACCGCUGGCAGUGGAAACACUGAACUACCAAGGAACAGAAAUCUCAAGACGCAAGAGUAGGCCAGGGCUCAACCCACCGACCGCCCUCCGUCAUCACGACCUUCCGGACGCCAAAGCCUGGAGAAGCUGCGCAUCCCGGAGGGCCAGGCUGCGAGUGAGACGAGAGUUGGAGAGGGCGGAGGAGGAACCGGGAAUUCCACCGCACCGUAUAGCCAGGCCUCGGACGCAGGCCUCGGAGAGCGCGUGAAGGCGGCACCCUUCGUCCCAGCCAACCAUCCCUGUGCGUCUACGUCCCCGCGCUCGGCGGCCACCAUGAUGCAAAUCUGCGAUACCUACAACCAGAAGCACUCGCUCUUUAACGCCAUGAAUCGCUUCAUUGGCGCGGUGAACAACAUGGACCAGACGGUGAUGGUGCCCAGCUUGCUGCGCGAUGUGCCCCUGGCUGAGCCCGGUUUAGACAACCACGUCGCUGUGGAGGAGGUAGGCGGCAGUGGAGGCUGCUUAGAGGAGCGCACGCCCCCAGCCCCCAGCCAGGGCAGCGCCAAUGGCAGCUUUUUCGCGCCUUCUCGGGACAUGUAUAGCCACUACAUGCUGCUCAAGUCCAUCCGCAAUGAUAUCGAGUGGGGAGUCCUGCACCAGCCGCCGCCACCGGGGGGGAGCGAGGAGGGCAGCGCCUGGAAGUCCAAGGACAUCCUGGUGGACCUGAGCCACUUGGAGGGUGCGGACACCGGCGAGGAAGACCUGGAGCAGCAAUUCCACUACCACCUGCGCGGGCUGCACACUGUGCUCUCCAAACUCACGCGCAAAGCCAACAUCCUCACCAACAGAUAUAAGCAGGAGAUUGGCUUCGGCAACUGGGGCCACUGAGGCGGGGCGCCCUUGGCUGCCCAGCACCCUCUCUCGGGCCCCAUUCUCACCCUCUCUUUCUUCAAAGCUGUUUUCUUCCUAGCUGUGGGGCUUGAAGGGCAGACUGCAAAGUUGGGGGGCUGCGUAUGUGGAGGAGGGGGCCUCAUUAGUGAGUGAAUAGGAAAGUGGUGGUGGGAGAGAGGGGCUCAAGUACUCCCCCGGGGGGCUGCGUUCUAUGUUAGUGGGAAUGAGACUGGGCUGACGCUCCGUAUUUCAGCCUGUGCCUUUCCUAGGGUUUCUUUCCUGUUCUUUCCGGAGAAGGGCCUGAGAAGGGGUUAUGCCAGGGCGCGGCGCUGGGUUGCCACACUUGGGAGAGCCGCCUGGAGCUGGGUGGUGGAGAAGGCGAGGCGCACACCCUCCCACCGCCCAGUCGUUGGGCCGGUGGAGGCCGAGGCGUUGCUAGGAUUGCAUCAGUUUUCCUGUUUGCACUGUUUUUUUUUUGUAACUGUGGCCCUGUCUUAAGUAUUUCAAAUCUCCUUGCUCUGAAACUUCGGCGAUUCCAUUGUGAUAAGCGCACAACAGCACUGUCUGUCGUAACCGGUACUACUUUAUUAAUGAUUUUCUGUUACACUGUACAGUAGUCCUGUGGCACCCCCACCCCAUCCCUUCCACACCAUCCCUGACCCCACCCCCACCCCAGUGUUUGUAAACUGGCAGUGCGCCAGCUUCGACGAAGCUUGCCACUCAGCCAGUGAAAAUAAUGACAUUAUCUUGAGAAAGUGGACUUUAUCCGAAAUGGAACCAACUGACAUUCUAUCCGUGUUGGACAUAGAAUGAUGAAGGGUUCCACUGUUGUUAUAUGUCUUAAAUUUAUUUAAAACUUUUUUAAUCCAGAUGUAGACUUUAUUCUAAAAAAUAAAAAGCAGAUGUGUUAACUAAA